Molecule: messenger RNA, 1362 nt
Organism: Strongyloides ratti
Lineage: Eukaryota; Metazoa; Nematoda; Chromadorea; Rhabditida; Strongyloididae
Exons: 3
Coding region: 1-1362 (453 amino acids)
Source: RefSeq, a predicted model, not a curated record
AUGAACUUAUUAGCUAAACAUUUUUACGACUAUCAAUCAUUUGUUAAUCUACCAUACAAAGCAGUAAAUCUUCAUAAAACUAGUCCAAAUCAAGCAGGUUGUGAUCCAUCUGCUUCAUGGGGACCAAAAAAUAUACAUGUUGCAGGAAAAAAUCAACCUGCUCCAGCAGCAAGAGCAAAUAGAAAUAGUAAUGAAUUUAAUAAUUCUCAUCCACCUCAUGGAAAAGCAGCUAAACAUAAACACAAAAAAUGGGGAAAUAGACAUGGUGACUAUUUAGAAGAAAAAAUUAUUCCUCAUAAAGAUAGUUGGAUGAAAUUUUUACCCGGUGAUACAGAACAUGAUUGUAGUAUGGCAUUUAUUGAUAAAAAAAUAACUAUAAAACGUAAUAUUACACUUGAGGCAAAGGAAAUCAUGAAAAAUAAUAAAGAAAGUAUAUCUUCUACUCCAGAGAGUAGUAAAAAAAAUCCAUUAUCAAUUAUUGAAUGUAAGGAAUAUCUUCCUAGUGAAAUAUUAACUAUUUUAACUUAUGCACCACAAAUACAAUUUAUAACAGUUUCAAUGAGUAAAAUAAGAGCCCCAACAUUUUUUCGAGAACCAUAUAUACGUGUAACUUUAUAUGAUGGCAUUAAAAUGGUGGAAGAAAAAGUUGUAGAUUCAGAAAUAUUAAAAAAAAAUGUUAGUAGAAAGUUAUCACACAUGUUACGUUGUAAUUCAUCUAAAUGGGAUGGAACAAGUCAAAAUUCUCAAGAAAUAGAGGAACAAGUAUCCAAAAAAAAUGAUUCUAUUCAUUCUUCAAAUGGUAUGUUCUUUUCAAGAAGUGAUGAUAGUAUUAGAUAUAUUGAUGAAUCAUCUUCUUUAUCAGAAAAGAUUGAAGAAAUGGAAAUUAAAGAAACAACAAUUAAUAAAAAUAUUACAUCACUUCAAAAAACAUCACCCAAAGAAACAAUUAAAAAUAUAAUUCCUAAACAUAUUGAAAUAGACAAAAAUCAUAAUACGUUAAGUUAUGAAGAAAUUGAAGCAGUAAAAGCAUUUGAAUCUAAUGUUAUUCAUAAUAUAAACCUUAUUAAAAGAAAAGGGUUAAGUGUAAAAAUAGAUAACAAGUUAAACAACAAAACAAUUGAAACACCUAUUUCUGCAAGUUUUCUGUUUAAAAUAAAUGCAAAAGCACUUCAUAGAUAUCAUCUAGUAAUUGAAGUUUAUAAUACUAUUAAUGAUAAGCGUGAAUUGGCAGGAACUACAGUUCUUGGUGCUUUAUCAUUACCUUUAGGUAGUAUUCAUUGGAGACAAAUGAUACGUAGAAAAGGUCAACCAGUUUGUCUUUGGCAUCAAUUAAAAAAAUCAUUUAGAAAUGAAAUUGAUUAA